UGCAACGUUUCAACAGACAACAAUAACUUUGCUUAAGCAAACAGACUCCGCCUAGCAGCAACCAUCCUCUUCCCCACCAUUUUCAAUCCAUAUAAUGCCCCGAACCAAAGGAGAGGAAACCCAAUGUGAACCGAAGAAAGAAGAAGAAAAUGAAUCUCCAGUUCAUGAAUCCUGAUGUGUUUCAGCCGGAACGGGGAUCUGAAGGAAGCAUCCAUCUCACCUUCUUCAAGUGCCUCACAUGGCAGGUGGAACAAACGCUCAAUCCUUCCUCCUGCCUUUACCAUUACUUCUGUGACAGCAAGUACCCCGGCAAUUACCCGGUCUACGUCGAUAUCCUCGUCUUCCUGCUCGCAACAGCUUCCUUCCUGGUGACCCUAAUCGUCAUGACGAUGGAGGUGCUGUCAGGAAGCAACAGCAACGAGGUAUGUCGAUCCAGAAGAUACUUGCUGCCGUCUGGUCCAAUCCUCCUUCCCGCCAUCCUCCUGACGCUCGGCAAAGGCUACAGAAUCCAUACAAUACUCCCCGUUUCGAGCAUUGGCCCCGCGAUCCUCCUCCUGCUCCAGGUUUCCUCCCUCACAUUCGACACCGGAAUCGACAGGGAUGCAAGAUACGCCUUCUUUGAAGCGUCCACGGUGUCUGGAAUUCUGCACGCCAGUCUGUACUUGGAUUCCGUCAUCAUGCCUUACUAUACUGGGUUUGAUGCCCUGGUGGGCUCCGAGUUCUCCGGUGGGUGUCCCUCCUGCAUUUGUCGAGAGGAACCUCUGGUCGUCGGGGGAAGGCUUGUCAGCUACAGGGGUUGGUCGCCGACGACAUUCCUCGUUGCUGGAGCUCUGUGUUGCAGGAUCGUAUGCAGGGUGAAUGCCAUGAGUGGCAAGAGCAAGACCAUGGCGGUGAAGUCUUGGCUGGAAUGGUUGAGUUGGGUUAUGAUAAUGAGGGAUUGUGUUGUGCUAGCGGUUAACAGUCCACCUGCUGCUGCAAGUUCGAUUUCACCGGCUGUGGGAAUCGGAGGUGUAGUUCUGUUGGUAUGUCUUCAUGUGGUGAAGAAGACUGCUGCGCUAAUUAGGACGGGGGAUCAUUUCAUUCAUACAACCACAAUUUCUUUGACUUCUGUGUAACGCCACAGACAUAUAGAUCUGCAACUUUUUUUUGAAGUUGUUUCUUCCUCCCAACGUAGACAGCGAAAUGUAUAGAGUUGUUUCUGUGUUUCUCCAUUGUACAACUUAAACGACGUCAUUCGCUAAUCUUAGAUUCUAAUUUUUAUUUUUUUAUAUUUAAUAUUUUGGAAUUUCUAAUACUCUGGAGCAAGGUUGUGGAACCGCUCGUUGAUCUCUUUUGAUUUUGACCUGGCGAGAAAAAACGAGUCAUAGACAC
This is a messenger RNA of Linum trigynum, 1371 nucleotides long. The record is from the annotation of a GenBank genome assembly. Lineage: Eukaryota; Viridiplantae; Streptophyta; Magnoliopsida; Malpighiales; Linaceae.